Messenger RNA from Arachis duranensis, 2743 nucleotides. RefSeq names its product potassium transporter 5. Gene Ontology annotation, molecular function: potassium ion transmembrane transporter activity. The transcript has 8 exons. Lineage: Eukaryota; Viridiplantae; Streptophyta; Magnoliopsida; Fabales; Fabaceae. Gene Ontology annotation, biological process: potassium ion transmembrane transport. The record is from RefSeq and is a predicted model, not a curated record. Gene Ontology annotation, cellular component: membrane. Bases 37 to 2547 code for a protein of 836 amino acids.
AUAGGUAUCUCCGAGAACAUAGUGGUGAGUAUAACAAUGGAAGGCAUGAAGAGUGAGAAGGAAACACUAGCAUCAAGUAAUAGCGAGCCUAAGAAGAAGAAGAUAAUUAGUGAUAGAAAGGCUUCUUGGGGUAAGCUUGUUGGCCGUGUUGAUUCCCUCAAUUUGGAGGCUGCAAGAAUUCCUUCCACCUAUCACCGCCAUUUGAUAAGUUGGAGAACAACAUUGAGCUUAGCAUUUCAAAGCAUAGGGGUGAUAUAUGGGGACAUUGGAACAUCUCCACUUUAUGUGUAUUCAAGCACCUUCACCGAUGGUAUAAAAAACACUGAUGAUCUUCUUGGAUGCCUCUCUCUCAUCAUCUAUACCAUUGCACUCGUUCCCUUCCUUAAGUAUAUUUGCAUCGUUCUGUGGGCUAAUGACAACGGUGAUGGUGGGACAUUUGCAUUGUACUCUUUGAUUUGCCGGUACGCUAAGGUGAGCUUAAUUCCAAAUCAUCAACCAGAGGAUAUGCAACUUUCAAAUUACAAACUGGAAACACCAUCAAACCAAUUAAAGAGGGCACAAAAGAUUAAGGACAAGCUAGAGAAUAGUAAGUUCGCUCAGCUUCUGCUUUUUGUUGUGACUAUCAUGUCAACCUCUAUGGUCAUCGGAGAUGGAAUUCUCACACCAUCCAUUUCAGUACUUUCUGCAGUUGGCGGGAUCAAAUCAAAGAGUGAAUCACUUGGCCAAGGUGCUGUUGUGGGGAUCUCAAUAGCAAUCUUGAUAAUUUUGUUCUGUGUUCAAAGAUACGGCACUGAUAAAGUGGGCACAACGUUUGCCCCAAUAAUCAUUGUGUGGUUUUCAUUCAUUGGAGGCAUAGGCCUCUUCAACUUGUUCAAAUAUGAAGUUGGUGUGCUUCGAGCUUUGAAUCCAAAGUACAUUGUAGAUUACUUCAGAAGGAAUGGUAAAGACGGAUGGAUUUCUCUGGGUGGAAUUUUUCUAUGCAUUACAGGGACUGAGGCCAUGUUUGCAGACUUGGGUCACUUCAGUGUACGAGCAGUUCAACUUAGUUUCUCCUUUAUUACAUUUCCUGCACUAGUGUGUGCAUACAGUGGACAAGCUGCAUAUCUUAGGAAGUUCCCGGACCAUGUGGCGAAUACAUUUUAUGACUCGAUACCUAGUGCAAUAUAUUGGCCAACAUUUGUUGUGGCAGUUGCUGCUGCCAUCAUUGCAAGCCAGGCUAUGAUUUCAGGGGCAUAUUCUAUAAUCCAGCAGUCUCUAAGUUUGGGAUGCUUCCCUAGUGUUAGUGUCAUACAUACCUCUGCCAAGUAUGAAGGUCAGGUUUACAUACCCGAGAUCAACUACAUUCUUAUGAUCUCGUGUGUCAUAGUCACCGCCGCCUUCCAAACCACAAAUAAUAUUGGCCAUGCUUAUGGGAUUGCUGUGUGCAUGGUGAUGCUUGUCACAACGGCCAUGGUUGCUCUUAUAAUGCUUGUUAUAUGGAAGACAAAUAUAUGGUGGAUUGUUCUUUUUGUUUUGGUAUUUGGUUCGAUCGAGAUUGUGUAUUUAUCAUCCAUGUUAACUAAGUUCAUUCAAGGAGGCUUUCUUCCACUAGUACUUGCUUUGUUCUUGAUGGCUAUCAUGGCCAUUUGGCAUUACACACACAAAAAGAGGUAUAUGUUUGAGGCCAACAACAAGGUUUCUAGUGAACAUCUAAGAGAAAUAGUAAGCAAACAGGUUGUAUCCAGAAUACCUGGAGUAGCACUUCUAUUCUCAGAGCUAGUUGAAGGAGUUCCACCCAUUUUUGCUAAAGUUGUUGCCAACAUACCUCAUAUCCACUCUGUUGUUGUGUUUGUUUCCAUGAAGUCCAUCCCUAUUAGCAAAGUCGCAUUAGAAGAGAGAUUCCUUUUCAGACAAGUUCAGCCAAAGGAAUAUAGAAUCUUCCGCUGUGUGGUGAGGUAUGGCUACAAUGAUGUGAUUGGGGAACCAAAAGAGUUUGAGGAACAAUUAGUUCAACAGCUAAAAGAGUUUUUAAGACUUCAAAAUUUUACUCAUGUAUACGAGGGGGUGGGAGUUGGUGAUGCUGAGCAUCCAGAUUACCAUUUGCAAGUGAGUAUCCAACAACAGCAAUCCAGCAGUGAAUGGUUUGCUAAGGAUGGAAAAGGUUCUUCUAAUCGAAUAAUGCCUGCAUCAUUUUGUUCGCACCAAGUGGAAGACCAAGUGGUGCAGUCCCAAUCUGGUCAACAACAUUCAAGGUCUAACCCUGCCAUAAAUGUGUCCCAUGCUUCAUCAGGCUCCAUUCAGUCAUUUGGAGCAGUUAGUAGAAUCUCAAACCCAACUCUGCAGGUAAUAGAAGAGGAGAUAGCAUUUGUGCAGAAAGCAAUGGAGAGAAGUGUGGUCUACAUGUUGGGAGAAGCCGAGGUGGUGGCAGAUCCCAAUGCAUCCGUUUUAAAGAAAAUAGUGGUCAAUCAUAUCUACAGUUUCUUGAGGAGAAACUUCAGGCAGGGAGAACAUCUAAUUGCAAUCCCACGUUCAAAGCUACUCAGGAUUGGAAUGACAUAUGAGAUAUGAGAUAUGAUGACACACUGAAAGAUCAAGAAUGCUCUAAAGAUAAUUAGUAAGUAAAUAAGAAAUAUGAAUAUUGUACUUCAAAUGGUUUGGCUUUUGCCUUUCGUAAUUGGCUUGAUGCCAACUAGGUUGUUGGUUGUUACCAUGAAAUAUAAUGUAAUCAUAUAGUACUAAAUGUAAUGGAUUUUGUUGUUGUGCA